UUUUUAGCCUCACAACUUCAAGCGCAUAAAGACCACUCUCUCGGUGUCUCGCUGUGACGCUUGUCAAGCUCUAAUCCUUGCAACUGGUAUCACUCGUGGGCUGGUUCGGUGUGUGGACUGCAAUUUCUGCUGUCACGAGAAGUGUGCUCCCAUAGUGCGAAAGGACUGUCGAGGUCGACCACCGUCUAUGAACGGCUCUGUACGUCAUCGUAACCACACUGGAGUUACCAACACAAAUCUUCCUGGCACUGGAUCUAUCCGACCGUGGAAUAGACCUCGAGCGAGGACAGAGGAUCGUAAUCUACACGAGUCAUCGACUGAACCUGAAUCACUGGCUGUUCCUACACCAUACCGGUUCAAGGCAAAUGGAUUAAGUUCCUCUGGUGCAUCUUCAUUGUACGACGUGACGGGAGCUUCGAACGGCAAAAAGAACGGUGGUGAUUUCUCGUCCCAUAGUAUUGCGUCUUCAGCUACUAACUCACCUCAAGUUACACGAGGUACAAUUAACGCGAUAUCUGCUACUCAGGGUGGUUCUAUUGCUUUCUGCGGUGAGCUCUACAAACUGAGCAGCCGAAAAGUCCUGGCCAGUUGGAAAUCGCGCUUCUUUGUCCUUGACACUGAACAUCACCAAAUGCGGUACUAUGAUACCCCUCAGGAUGAGGUUCCUCGUGGAUGUAUUGAUUUGCAGGAUGUGCGUGCUGUGAGACUCCUAAAGAAUACUACUUCUGUGCCAAGGAGAUUUCAGGAUAGCUGCACUUUCGAAAUUGAUACAACAGCGCGCCAGUUCAGAUUCGCAGCCGAUAAUGCGAAAGCAGCCAGCGCAUGGGUGGAGCGACUUCAGAGUACCAUAAUAUAA
Messenger RNA from Rodentolepis nana, 856 nucleotides. The record is from the annotation of a GenBank genome assembly. Lineage: Eukaryota; Metazoa; Platyhelminthes; Cestoda; Cyclophyllidea; Hymenolepididae.